This is a messenger RNA of Gasterosteus aculeatus aculeatus (three-spined stickleback), 2704 nucleotides long. RefSeq names its product treacle ribosome biogenesis factor 1 (gene llcp). The record is from RefSeq and is a predicted model, not a curated record. Lineage: Eukaryota; Metazoa; Chordata; Actinopteri; Perciformes; Gasterosteidae. Gene Ontology annotation, molecular function: protein binding.
CAGCGGCAGUGCGAACCACUUCCUGAGUGCAGAGUUCAGCGCUAACAUGCGUCUUCCAUUGGAGUAGCAAUGCCAAGGAAGUGUGCGGCCAGUUUUAAGUUCACGCUGCUUGGAAGUUGAUCUGUACCUGCGUUUUCUUUUCUUCUCGCGUUUCGUGUGUCGAACAUGUCAGUGAACGCAUCAAAGCACGAGCUGACCCAGCUGAUCUACCGACAUUUGAAGGAGCAUGGCUUACACUCCGCUGCAGAUGAGCUACAGAGGCUCAGCCCACAGGAGGAGUCUAAAACAUCUGCAUCUUUAUUGGACAUCUACAAUUCGUGGUUGACUGGCUCAAAGAAGAAGAAGAUGCCAAAUUCGUAUAAGCACUCUGGUUUUGAAGCACAAGAAAGAACACUAACUAAAGCCAAGACAAAGAAAAAAGACAAAUCUGCAGAGAAACCAAAAAAGUCUGUGCCAGCAAAAAGGAAAAAAAGUGAUGGAACGUCUGCAGAAAAUGUCCCCAAGGCAAAAAAAACCAAGACGCAAUCAAAAAACAAGGUUGUGGCUGCUGGAGGAGAUAAUUCAGACUCAGACAGCAGUCUGGAUUUAGAUAAAUGGAAGAAACUGAUCUUCCAGAUGACCGAGUCCGACUUAGCCAAGAUGGAGACCAUCAAUGCUCUGGAGUCGUCUGCGCCACCACCCCGGAAAAAGAGGGUGAGGACGCCCCGGGCCAAGCCCCCCGCUAAAAGAGACGCUCCUGUCCAACAGAAUAACGGUGGAAGUGGAAAGGAUGGACAGGUGGAGGAGAAGGCUAUGGCAGAAUCCUCAACAAAGAACAUUACAGCCAAAAGGAGCAGGCCCAAAAAGACUGCCCUUGGCACCUCCUGCGCCCCCCCGAUCGCUGUAGGAGACCGACUUGCGACACCCGUCCCUUCCCCGUCAAAACGGACACCAGAGAAAGUGGAAAGGAAAGAUGUGACUCCUAGUAAAGACAAAACUGAUGAGACAAUGCCGGAGUCCCAGAAGAAGAAGAAGAAGAGGAGAAGGGUGGAGAUGACUGAAGGAAAUGUGGAAGAGACUACACAUGAGACGGGGGGCGAUGGAAAAGAUAUAGACAGUAAAGAGGAGACACAAGAAACGGAUGAGAUGACAUCUGAGCCCCAAAAGAAGAAGAAAAAGAAGAUGACUGGAGGAAAUGUGGAGACUACACAUGAGACGGCGGGCAAUGGAAAAGAUAAAGACAGUAUAGAGGAGACACAAGAAACGGAUGAGAUGACAUCUGAGCCCCAAAAGAAGAAGAAGAAGAAGAAAAAGAUGACUGGAAGAAAUGUGGAAGAGACUACACAUGAGACGGCGGGCGAUGGAAAAGAUAAAGACAGUAUAGAGGAGACACAAGAAACGGAUGAGAUGACAUCUGAGCCCCAAAAGAAGAAGAAGAAGAAGAAAAAGAUGACUGGAAGAAAUGUGGAAGAGACUACACAUGAGACGGCGGGCGAUGGAAAAGAUAAAGACAGUAUAGAGGAGACACAAGAAACGGAUGAGACGACAUCUGAGCCCCAAAAGAAGAAGAAGAAGAAGAAAAAGAUGACUGGAGGAAAUGUGGAAGAGACUACACAUGAGAUGGCGGGCGAUGGAAAAGAUAAAGACAGUAAAAAGGAGACACAAGAAACGGAUGAGAUGACAUCUGAGCCCCAAAAGAAGAAGAAAAAGAAAAAGAUGACUGGAGGAAAUGUGGAAGAGACUACACAUGAGACUGGGGGAGAUGGAAAAGAUAAAGAAAGUAUAGAGGAGAAGCAGGCUAAAGACCCAGAGCAAGAGAUAAGAAACCAGAUAGUUGAAGAGAAGAAAAUUAAAAAAAAGCACAUAGCCGAUCAUCUUGAGGAGGUGUUGGAGGGGAGAGCUGAAGGAGAUGCAAAGACAACGGUCAUUUACAGCGAGGAAAAUCCACCGCAGAAUACUGAAAUGAAGAGGAAGAAGAAAAAGAAUGCAUUAUUGAAAAAUAAUUACACCGAGCUUCUAGCUCCCCCCAACACUGAAACAUCAAGCCCUUCAGCAGAGAAGAAGAAAAAGAAAAUCCAGGCGCAAUCAGUUGAAGUCAAAGUUUCCAUCGAAGACGUUGCAGGAACACAACCACUACCCGGUGACCCGCCCCACAAGAAGAAAAAAAAUCCUCCACAAACGCAGAGUCUCGAAGAUGUUUGAUUCUUCAUCAGAUCAAAAGGAUGAAGGCAACGGAUCCUUUAUUCUCCACUUCAUGUCAUUUUUUUAAUGGUUCAAAGGAUGAAAUGAAAGGCGUGAAUAGUUUUUUAUUUUAAUACAUUUAUAUGAGUUCCACUGUGUGUGGCAUACAAUACAGUUUUUUUUAUUUUGGUUUUUAUCUGAUAUGUCAUUUUAAUGUCAUGAACAUUUUAAAGGGAUGAAUAACUCAUUGCUGUAUGUAAAACAUGUCCCCUCUCAAGAUGUCUUGGAUUGAGAAAAUGUCCCUUUUAAGCGCAUUUCAUGACAGUCUUCACUCAAAACAUUUUUUGACCUGUUUUAUAUAUAUAUUUUUAAACAUCUGAAAACAAAUUGAACUGCAACUUUUUUUAUUGGGUAUACCUGUGUUUUUUUUGUACCCGUGUUUUGAAAAAUGUUUUUUUAAACGUUUGAUAAAGCUUUCUUGAUUUCAUUGUAAAUAGGUGUAUUUAAUACAAAUUAAACCCCAUGUGGACGGAGAGAAGAUGAA